UUUUUUACACUGGAGCUCGCAAAUCUGGCUAUCGUAAACCAUAAUCACAAGCUUAACAUCGGGACCUUCAAGGCCAAUCACAAGAAAGUCAUGGGACCGAUGAUAAGACCAGAGGAAGAAGAAGACUACAUGAGUCCACCGUGGCUAAUGCCAAUGCUACGAGGCAGCUACUUCGUCCCCUGUUCGAUCCACGCCGAUUCCAACAAAAACGAAUGUAACUUGUUCUGUCUCGAUUGUGCUGGAAAUGCCUUUUGCUCUUACUGUUUGGUCAAACACAAAGACCAUCGUGUUGUUCAGAUAAGGAGAUCUUCUUAUCACAACGUGGUGAGAGUGAAUGAGAUACAGAAGUAUAUAGACAUCUCUUGCGUUCAGACAUAUAUAAUCAACAGCGCAAAGAUCGUCUUCCUCAAUGAAAGACCUCAGCCCAGAAUCGGCAAAGGUGUUACAAACACUUGUGAAAUCUGUUGCAGAAGCCUCCUUGAUUCUUUCCGCUUCUGCUCUCUCGGUUGCAAGGUACAUACCAAACUUUUUUGUGGAUAUGCUCUGUUUUCCAAAUGUUAUGCGUGGAAUGACAAGUCUAACCCUUGGUUGUUUUUGACUGUUCAGCUCGGGGGAAUGAAGAGAGGAGAUCAGAGUCUAACCUUCUCUCUGAAAGGGAAGCAUGGGAGAGAGUACCAAGGUGGGUCUGAAUCAGAUGAGGCUACCACACCGACAAAGAUGCGUAAGACGAAUGCUUUCAACCGUCUGAUGAGUGGUCUAUCAAUCUCCACCGUUAGAUUCGAUGACUACGGUCCUGGCGGCGAUCAACGCUCUUCAAGCUCUGGCGACGAAGGCGGUUUCAGUUUCUCUCCGGGAACACCUCCGAUCUACAAUCACCGGAAUUCAAGCAGGCGAAAAGGGGUCCCACAUCGUGCUCCGUUCUAG
Molecule: messenger RNA, 924 nt
Organism: Thlaspi arvense
Lineage: Eukaryota; Viridiplantae; Streptophyta; Magnoliopsida; Brassicales; Brassicaceae
Source: the annotation of a GenBank genome assembly